AGAAAACAGCUCAUUUGUGACACAAGUCAAAGCACCCAAUAGAUCUCUUACAUCCCAAGUUGCAACCACAGAAAAAAUAAUUUUUAAAAAAAAACCUGUACCCUCCUUCAAUCCUUAUCUGCCUUUCCUUCGCUCUCUUCCUCCACAAGAAAAUCUAGAUCCAAAGAAAAAUAACAUUCUCACACAUGGGUUCUAUUAUUUUCUCUCUCUUUCUUCUUUCCCUUGCAUUUCCUCACCAAACCCAUAAUUUCUUUGUGACUGCUGACUCAAAUUUGAUCCAGAAAACUUGCAAGAACACCAAAUACUAUGGUUUCUGUGUCUCAACCCUCAAAUCUGAUCCCACAAGCAAAACUGCAGACACAAAGGGAUUGGCAGUUAUUAUGGUUGGGAUUGGGAUGGCAAAUGCAACUGCCACCUCAUCUUACUUGUCCUCUCAACUAGUGAGGUCAAGCAACAAUGACACAAACAUGAAGAAGGUGCUCAAGGAGUGUGCUGAUAAGUAUGGCUUUGCUGGAGAUGCCCUCCAAGCGUCAGUGCAGGACUUGGCCUCGGAGUCUUAUGAUUAUGCUUCCAUGCACAUCAAUGCAGCUGCUGACUACCCAAAUGCUUGCCACAAUGCUUUCAAAAGGUACCCAGCUUUGGCUUAUCCUCCAGAACUUGCAAGAAGAGAGGAGGGUUUGAAGCAUAUUUGUGAUGUGGCUUUGGGAAUUAUUGAUAAUUUUGGUUGGUAAUUAAAUAUUGCCUAA
Molecule: messenger RNA, 746 nt
Organism: Prunus avium (sweet cherry)
Lineage: Eukaryota; Viridiplantae; Streptophyta; Magnoliopsida; Rosales; Rosaceae
Source: RefSeq, a predicted model, not a curated record